Messenger RNA from Fraxinus pennsylvanica, 1551 nucleotides. The record is from the annotation of a GenBank genome assembly. NCBI's taxonomy places the organism in Eukaryota, Viridiplantae, Streptophyta, Magnoliopsida, Lamiales, Oleaceae.
AUGCCUACAAAAGAGCAAAUGGGUGAAAAUUUUCUUACAACCUUAUCCAUGGACAGCAAUCAUUUGUCCACACUCUUGUCUAUGGACUCAAGCUCAUUGACUCACGAUGAAAUAGAGAGAGAGUUGAAUCUGGCGGUUAAUCUUUUGCAGCCACCUCCUGAUAUCAAUCUCCCGCUUUCAGCUGAGCCGAGCCCUUUGCCCCAUAAUUCUUGGAACGAUGCUUGUGAAAUGCUAGAGGUCAGUCUUGGACCCCAGCAUUAUGAGGUUGAGAUGAAUACUAACAGUGUCCCCAAGGGUGGGAAGAAAUGUGCAAAUGCAAAGCGGCUUGAUAGUGUUUGGGGCGCUUGGUUUUUCUUCAGUUUCUAUUUUAGACCCGUUUUGAAUGAAAAGUCCAAGGGAAAACUUGCUCGUGAGUGUAAUGGGGUUUGCAGUGGGUAUGAUAAGUCAGAUUUGAAGCUGGAUGUUUUCUUGGUUCAACACGAUAUGGAGAAUAUUUACAUGUGGGUUUUUAAGGAGAGACCAGAAAAUGCAUUGGGGAAGAUGCAGUUGAGAAGCUAUAUGAAUGGGCAUUCACGCCAAGGGGAGCGACCGUUUCCAUUUAGUGUGGAAAAAGGUUUUGUUCGAUCCCACAAAAUGCAGAGAAAGCAGUACAGGGGUCUUUCUAACCCCCAAUGUGUUCAUGGCAUUGAAAUUGUUCCAUCUCCUAAUCUUAUGGGGCUUGAUGAGGAUGAGCGCAAGAAAUGGAUGAAACUUACCGGCAGAGAUGUGAACUUCUCAAUCCCUCUUGAAGCCAGUGAUUUUGGCUCUUGGAGAAAUCUUCUUAAUGCAGAAUUUGAGCUUGAGAGGCCUUUGCAGUUUAAAGAUAAUUUAAAUCCCCACUUGAAAAAAUUGCUCAAUGGCUCUGGUUUAAAUUUGUCAACUCAUGCACCCAACCACAUAACUACCGAAAGAAUGGACCUUUUGAGAGUGUGCAAUAAGAGUAAGAAAAGUUUCUCCCAACGAGGUAAUGAUGAUGAUUGCUGUUUGCCUAAUGAUUCCCACUCCGAUAAAGUCUUGGACAUCCAUGUGAUUGAGCCUCCAUGGUUAAGUGAGUUUUCUGGAGUUAUGAGGAGCGCAUAUGGGCCAGUAACUGCAGCAAAAACUAUUUACGAGGAUGAUGAGGGAUUUUUGAUUGUUGUCAGCAUGCCUUUUGCAGAUCUUCAAAGGGUGAAAGUUACAUGGAGGAACAAUCUCACGCAUGGAAUUGUAAAGAUAUCUUGUGUGAGCACUGGGUGCGUGCCAAUAAUUAAGAGGCAAGACAGGACGUUUAGGCUAACAGAUCCAGCCCCUGAGCACUGCCCUCAAGGAGAGUUUAUUAGAGAAAUUUCUCUUCCAACACGUAUUCCUGAAGACGCUAAAUUAGAAGCAUAUGGUGACUCAACUGGGACUAUGCUUGAGAUUCUUGUGCCCAAACAUCGUGUUGGACCAGAAGAGCAUGAGGUUCGUGUGUGCCUUCGCCCAUCUCCUUGGAGUGAACGGACAUAUGUUGAUUUAACUGAAGCGUUGGUUUAA